CCAUGGAAUCUUCGGUGCGCAUCAAGAUUGAAGAGGAUGGAAUAGAGACUGUGCAGUGGUCGUGGGUCCAGAGCAGCGGAGCUACGGUGAACACGGAACCAGGUCACGCAGAUCCGGUCCGGACUGCGGUGGAGGGUCUGUCUGUCGCUCCUUCGGAAGCCUCACGUCGCAACGCCAUUGAGGUAAACAAAGAUGGCGCCGCCCAUGGACUGAGCAGACCAUGCGGAAUAAAAACACCCAAAUAUGACGGAAAAUCGGACUGGGAAGCUUUCAGGGCUCGGUUCGAAAUACUGGCGGCUGCCAACGKCUGGUCGAGGGAUCAAAGAGCUCUGCAACUCGCCAUGUGCCUGACGGGGGAUGCGCUGUCUUGUCUGCUGUUGCUGGAUCCUACUGAGAGGGGCGACUAUGACACGCUAACGAGUGCGCUGCAGUGGCGGUUCAGCCAAUAUUUCCGACCUGAGCACUUACGUUUGGAACUGAGUGGACGAAAGAGACGGGGAGGGGAAUCUCUACGAACAUUGGCAAACGACAUAGAGAGCCUGACAAGGAAAGCUUAUGCUCACAUCCGCCUUAUGUGCUAACGGAACUAGCAAGGGAUCAGUUUGUGUGGGCAUUGUCCCCUCCCGAACUACGCGCGCCCACGCACACAGAGGAGGUGAUGCCAAGAACCAGGUCUGUGACUGAAAAUGAAUUGGCAGCAGAGAGGCCUGUGUAGCGGCAAUUUGGGUAAAUUCUAAAGUUGAUAAUUUAUGAAUUAUUUAAAUCAAUAAAUUAUCUUACCUCGAGGCACCACUUCCCUUUUAUUUUGUUAUUAUUACACAGGAAAGAGAAGAAAAACUGUAACUUAACUGUAAUCAUUCAGUCUCUAUUAAUUUAUUACCCAAAUUAAUAAUGAGUUCUUUUCUUAGAAGAAUCAAUAAUACCUUAUCAAGACACAGAAAAAUAGAAGUCUCACGUUGACCAGUUCUCCAUUGGUCAUUUAUUCACAGAUUAAAUGUAUCUACAGCUAUGGCAAGUAUGAAAUGAUGACAUUCUGAACCAGAAGAAUACGGAGAUAUUUGAGCAAUGAGUGAAUAACAAACAAAUAAACAAACAACAAAAUAAACAUUAAAAGGGGUUUUGAGGCUGGAGUGAGGUGAGGGGAGUUUGCUUUAGCUAAGAAUUUAACUAAGGGAUCCUUGUUAAAUGAGGGAGAGAAAUCGUUUAGAUUAUCAAAUCUCAUUCAAAGAUAAGAAACCAAAUUAAGCCUGAGCACCUGUUUGUCACCAGAACAAAUGUUCACUUUUACCCUUUUGUUUCCGCCAUGUGGGUACCAGGAGGGAAGUCAGUGACUGAAGGUCAUCUCUGGGGGGUUGUUUCCCAGGUAGGCUGUUCAUACAAGCUGGAUGACAGGCGGUUUGCCUGUAAACUCGACUGGUCCCGGUGGUCAGAGAACAGUAAUUCUCUGGUGAGGACGUAGUCCGGUCUCCUUCGGCUGCUGCAAGGCUUGGUAAUUUGAUCUCAACUUCGUAGAGAAAAAUGGACUAAAAACGACGCAUGAAUUAAAAUUAGCUUAUUGACUUCUAUUAAAAUGAAGCUCAGAUGUUGAGCCGACGAGGUACAGUGGUGCUGCGUUCAGAUCAGCAGGAAAUGCAGAGCCCGGGUCCUGGUCAGCCAUUGGGAGGGGCUGUCAGGGUCGGUCUCUGCUGAAGCUUCUGAAAUCUUUUGCUGCUGAUAUUCAAAUCUUCCAAUUCUUACUCUGACUAAUUUGGGAGUGCGCUCACUUUUUAAAAACCUUUGUUUGGGCGGAGUUAAGUUGUUAGUUGGCCAUUAAAAAUGUUACACCUCAUACAGGAAAAAGGUCUCAGUGAGUCAAAUCUAUUGGAGGUAAAUUUUACUUUGAAAACAAAGACAAGGGUGUGUUCUAGUUUAUCUUACAUUUACCUAAAAAGGGAAC
This is a messenger RNA of Austrofundulus limnaeus, 1936 nucleotides long. RefSeq lists its product as uncharacterized. The record is from RefSeq and is a predicted model, not a curated record. NCBI's taxonomy places the organism in Eukaryota, Metazoa, Chordata, Actinopteri, Cyprinodontiformes, Rivulidae.